GAUACCUUGGCAAAUGUAACAGCGUUUUCUCGCGGUGUGCCGCCGGCAGUACCCUGCAGAGUCGUGCGAGCCGCAUAUACGAAGCGGAACAACAACGGGGUCGCGGAGCGGAGUAUGAACGCCGAUUAUCAGGUCCUGGUAUAAUGAAGCCAUCCAUGAAAAUGGGGGUGAUCGCGGUGAUUGGUGUGUUCGUGGUGUUCUACCAAUACCAUCUGUCCACGGGAGUACGGUUCGAUCAGAUGGCCGAUUUCAACACAGGCGGAUCCGCGGAGAACACACCUGUAUUCUCGCAGGAGGACGUCGAGAGCUACGUGAGGACGACCAAGCUGACGGAGGAAAUUAUCAAGCGUGCGGUACGCAGGGUACAGGAGACGAACGGACUUAGUCCAGACAUCGCGACCACGUUGGUCCAGGAGCUGAUAAAUCACGUGAACAGGAACACCUUCGAGCCAAUAGGGAAUAAUUCGAAGAUGACGCGAACGCAAUCGCCGACGACCUCGCGUAGUAUCGAACUGGAUCAACAGGGCUCGACCAAAGAAACGCUAGAGCCGUUGUACAUAAUCACGCCAACGUAUCGUAGACCGGAACAGAUCCCAGAGCUAACGAGGAUGUCUCAUACGUUGAUGCUCGUGAAGAACAUCCACUGGCUGGUGAUCGAAGACGCGAACGUCGCCACGAAACAGGUCACCAGACUGCUGGAACGAACGGGAUUGAAGUUCGAUCAUUUGACCGCUCCUAUGCCCGAAAAGUACAAGCAGAAGAAGGGCGCGAAACCACGGGGCGUGUCGAAUCGGAACCGUGGUCUGCAAUGGAUCAGGGCAAACGCGACCGAUGGGAUCUUCUAUUUCGCGGACGACGACAAUACCUAUGACAUAACUCUGUUUGACGAGAUUCGAAAGACAAAGAGGGUAUCGAUGUUCCCGGUUGGUCUGUGCACGAAAUUCGGUCUGAGCUCGCCGAUCCUCAAGAACGGGAAAUUCGUCGGUUUUUACGACGGUUGGAUCGCCGGCCGGAAGUUUCCCGUCGAUAUGGCGGGUUUCGCGGUGAGCGUGAAGUUUCUGUUGGAAAGGCCGAACGCCACGAUGCCGUUCAAAGCCGGCUACGAGGAGGACGGUUUUCUGAAAAGUCUGGCCCCAUUCGAGCCACGGGACAUCGAGUUUCUCGCGGGGAAUUGCACCAAGGUACUCGCGUGGCACACGCAGACCAAGAAGAACGAUCCGAGCGCCCCGUUGGACAUGAAGCUUUACGGCAAUACGAAUCUCAUUAAGCUGAAGGAGCAAAUAGUAUGA
Messenger RNA from Dufourea novaeangliae, 1289 nucleotides. RefSeq names its product galactosylgalactosylxylosylprotein 3-beta-glucuronosyltransferase P (gene GlcAT-P). NCBI's taxonomy places the organism in Eukaryota, Metazoa, Arthropoda, Insecta, Hymenoptera, Halictidae. Gene Ontology annotation, molecular function: galactosylgalactosylxylosylprotein 3-beta-glucuronosyltransferase activity. The record is from RefSeq and is a predicted model, not a curated record. The transcript has 5 exons. The coding region runs from base 144 to 1289 and encodes 381 amino acids. Gene Ontology annotation, cellular component: Golgi membrane. Gene Ontology annotation, biological process: carbohydrate metabolic process; chondroitin sulfate proteoglycan biosynthetic process.